AUGCUACUUUGCGCUAACCAGUAUAGUAAUAGGUUUAUUAAUUUGUGGCGUACAAACGAUGAAUUUCCAGGGACAUGUGUUGGUAUCAACAUUGGGAAGUGUAACUGCCUUGCUUGUGUUAACGGUACUAUCUGUUAUAAUGAUAAUGGGUGUGGAGGACUAGAAAAAGCGUGCGGGCGUCGGUCACAUAAGUGUAACUGCGAAAGAGGUGAGGUGCCUUCUACAUUUACAAUGAAGAAACACGGGUUACAAGGAUCCUACGAGGAACAGAUGAAUUCUUGUUCAGAGAGGUAUUGCGUACCAAAUACUCCGUCAUGUUACGGCUUACCAUGUAAUUCAGGACUGUGUUACUGUUAA
This is a messenger RNA of Enterobius vermicularis (human pinworm), 357 nucleotides long. Lineage: Eukaryota; Metazoa; Nematoda; Chromadorea; Rhabditida; Oxyuridae. The record is from the annotation of a GenBank genome assembly.